Caenorhabditis remanei is the source of this 984-nucleotide messenger RNA. RefSeq lists its product as uncharacterized. The record is from RefSeq and is a predicted model, not a curated record. The transcript is spliced from 7 exons. Gene Ontology annotation, molecular function: heme binding; oxygen binding. Lineage: Eukaryota; Metazoa; Nematoda; Chromadorea; Rhabditida; Rhabditidae. Bases 1 to 984 code for a protein of 327 amino acids.
AUGAUGGGCGCUGCGAGAGCCGGCUUCUAUAAGAAGAGACAAUCGAAUCCGACGUUGACGAGUAUUCAGAAAAAGAAACGAAACUCAUCCACGUCAGUCACAUCGUCUCCUGCUCGAACAUCUGCCAAUCGUCUUGCCGUCCCAAAUCCUCCACUCCGGAAGCGAAGUGGAAGUGCACCAGCCAUCAAACUAAUCACUCUUGCUUCCAUCUGGAACCUAAAACACGAACAUAUUCGAGCACUCAAAACGACGUGGGCUCGACUAUGUGAACCGCCGAGAGCAAACUGCAAAGGGAUUGUUAGUUUGGUUGAGAGAGUGUGGGAGAAAUUGGAUACGAAAGAUAAAGAUGUCAGAAACAUCUUCUAUAAUGCGGCGUUUGUCGAUUCAAUGCAUGAAAGGUGUGAAAGGAGAAGAUCCGGUUCAAUCGCCACCCUUCGAGACCACACUCACUUCUUUGUCUCCCUUGUCUCACAAGUUGUGUCCAGUCUUGAACAAGAACCUGCCAAGAUUUUGGAGCAUUUGGAUCAUAUCGGUCAGAGUCAUGCGUAUCUGAAACGAUACGGAUUCAAGUCAUCGCAUUGGGAGAAAGUUGGAGAAUACUUUGUUGAUCAUGUGGUUAUACAGGACUGUGUACGCGGGUUCCCCGAUGCUUGUCGAGCCUGGACUGUCCUUGUGUCUUCAAUUGUGGACAGACUCCGAGCUGCACCAAGGCGAGGAAGUUUUUUGAACUCACCGUCUUCUUCGAGGAGAGGAAGCAUGUGCACAUCUUCUCAACUCAGCAUCAACGACGAUGCUCCAAAGUGUCCGUUCAUGUCGAAAUCUGCAAACCCAUCUGCUACACGCCUGUGCUCCACCGAAUCUUCGAUUUCCCGUCGUGGAUCUAUUGUUCUUCCGGCGACUACAAUUGAUAUGGCAUCUCUGAAAGAUGCUCUCCCGACGCCCCCACAUAAUGUUCAUAACAAUAAUAAUCAUGUGAUCGCUUGA